This is a messenger RNA of Saxophila tyrrhenica, 1596 nucleotides long. RefSeq lists its product as uncharacterized. NCBI's taxonomy places the organism in Eukaryota, Fungi, Ascomycota, Dothideomycetes, Mycosphaerellales, Extremaceae. The coding region runs from base 1 to 1596 and encodes 531 amino acids. The transcript has a single exon. The record is from RefSeq and is a predicted model, not a curated record.
AUGGCCCGCAAAGCAGACGACCUCCUGGCCGACCUCGACCAACUCGGCCUCAGCGAAGACCAACCCUCCACCACCCGCACAUCCACCUCCGACCGCCCUCCCAAGCCAGCGCCCAAACCUUCCAAUGCUCCAGCUAAAGAAGAGAACGACGACCCUUUCGGCGAGCUGGAGAAGACGCUCGCAGCGAAGCCUGCUUCAGGCUCCAGACCUACGACGCCGAGACUGAGCUCGAGCACGACAAGCGGGACGGGCAAGAGUCCGCGAAGAGCGGGCGUCGAGACGCCGGCGAGUUCGGGGACGGCGAGUGGGAGGAAUAGUGAGGACAGGCUGAGGAGUAUGCCUACGCAAGCACAGCCUAGAACGAGCGGGGAGGGGAGGAGUUAUCACCAAAGCUAUACCCCUGCUGCCGAUCAACAACAGCAGCAGCAGCAACAAGCCCCACCACCGCAACCCACAGAACAGAAAAGCACAGGCGGCGGCUGGUCCUGGGGCUCCCUCCUCAACACCGCGACCGCGACCGCGACCUCCGCCCUCACCUCCGCCUCCACGCUCGCCAAAGACCUGCAGAACAACGAAGAAGCGCUCCGCUGGGCCUCGUCGGUGAAAGGCUACGGCGCCAACCUCUCCCACCUCUCCGAAGACCUUCGCUCGCGAGCUAUCCCGACAUUCACUUCCUUGAUCAGCCACAUCGCCCCCCCGAUCUCCGCGCACGAGAGGUUGCAGAUCCAUAUUACGCAUGAUAUACUGAACUACCCGAGCUUGGAUCCGUUGAUCUAUUCGACGUUUUCAAGAGUAAUGUCCCAAGUCGAAGGCGGCGACCUCCUCGUAAUCCAACGCGGCUCCGAGUCCCGCUCCCGCAGCGCCUCCCAAGGAGCCUACACCGGCUCCGUCCUCGGCGGCUCCCGCGGCGGCUGGUCAGACGGCCCUUGGUGGCGCGACGAUUCCCGCCCUCGCGAUUUGGGCGCGGUGAUGGGGUUGAAGGAGGGUACGCGCCUCGCGAGGGUGGGGGCGGAGAGUUACGCGAAGGAGUUUUUCGAGGCGAGGGGGGGUGUGGAGAAGGCGGCGCGGGAGGCGACGGAGUCUUUGGGCGGGGAGAAUCCGGUGCGGAGGAGUGAUAUUUUUUUGGCUGUUCAGCCGAUCGCGUAUGAAGGGGAGAAGGAGAUGUUUGCUGGUGAUGCGCGGGAGGAGGGGAAGGGAGAAGGGGAGGGUGAAGAGGAGGGCGAAGAGGAGCUGGUGGUGUUCGCCAUCUACCUCCACGACCCCCUCCACUCCCUCUCCUUCUCCAUCAUCUCCCAACCCUUCCCCCGCCGCUGGGCCUCCUGGCUCGACGCCAAAUCCGACACCGAUGAAGCUCACGGCGGUUUACCCGCGGAUAUCCUCGCGAUCUUGGAGAACGGCGGCGUCGACCCCCGCGAAUGGGUUGCGGAGUGGAUGGAGGAGGUUCUGGGUUUGGGGGUUGGGGUCGUGGCGCAGAGGUAUGUUGCGAGGAGGAUGGGGGUGGGGGAGGGUGGGAGUGGGGAGAAGGGGAGGGGGUUGGUGAAGGCGAAGGAGAGGGGCGAGGGGGUUAUUGAGGAGGCUGCUGGGAGGGGGGUUUGA